Messenger RNA from Thlaspi arvense, 1017 nucleotides. NCBI's taxonomy places the organism in Eukaryota, Viridiplantae, Streptophyta, Magnoliopsida, Brassicales, Brassicaceae. The record is from the annotation of a GenBank genome assembly.
AUGGACAAGGAAACAGAAGAAACCCUAAACUGCUUAUUACCCUUUAGCAAUGGAAACGAAGCGACGAUGAUCAGUGACUUAAUCGGAAGAUUUUGCGACACGCAGGAGAUAUCAUCACUCUCCAACAUCUCCGAGAAUUUCCCAAUUCGAUUCCCGUAUCAAUCACAAUUCGUACCCAAUCAGGUUCUGGAAUCGAAACCGACAACACAGGAGAGCGACAAGAGCUCGUUAUUGAAUCCAGAUUCGGUUUCUAAAGCAUCUAAGACCAAACCCAAGUCCAGGAAGAGAAAAUCGAUUCCCACUGGAAAUGGAAAGGAGUCUCCUGCUUCCUCGUCUCUCACAGCUUCCAAUUCCAAGAUUUCUGAAGAGAAAAGUUCAACUGUAGCUGGCAAGAGAAGCAAGCAGAACGAGACAGAGAAGAUUGAGAACAAGGACGAUCCUUACAAGGAUUAUAUUCAUGUAAGAGCAAGAAGAGGUCAAGCAACAGAUAGCCACAGUAUAGCUGAAAGGGCAAGAAGAGAAAAGAUUAGUGAGAGAAUGAAGUUGCUUCAGGAUUUGGUUCCUGGUUGCAACAGGAUUACUGGGAAAGCUGUAAUGCUUGAUGAGAUUAUAAAUUAUGUGCAGUCGUUGCAGAGACAAGUCGAGUUCUUAUCUAUGAAGUUGGCAACAAUACAUCCAAGAACGAAGUUAUAUGCCAAUGCUCUAAUAUCCUCAGAGAUGUUGCAGCUGGGAGAGUCAUUAUCGCAGGCGAUAUCUUGCUCCGAGGAAAGACUUCCUUCAGAGUAUUUUGCACUUGGCAAGAACCUUCCUAGAUUCUUGGAGACUCAAACUCAGUUUCAGAUGAACUCUUUGAGUACUUCAAGUGAUGGAUUUGUUCAAGCUGAGGCGGCGACCUUUUGGGAAAACGAUCUUCAAAGUAUUGUUCAAAUGGGUUUCAGAGAUGAUAGUCAGCAACAAAACAUCAACUGUUAUGAACCAACGGUUACGGUUCAGAUGAAACUUGAGCCAGAGAGAUGA